UUUUUUUUUUUUUUUUUUUUUUUCUGAUGAGCGUCUCCUCGGUUCCCCCGGCUCGUCUCUCUAGGCGGCGAGCUCUUCCUCUGCUCUGCCCUAACCUCAUCGCCAUUGGAAUGCAUAGCCUUUGAGGAGAAGUCCCUGCUCUUUUCAUUUAGCGCAAAGUAUCUUGUUUUUACCUAAAAGCUCGUUUAUUUAUUUUCCAAACCCUUCCUUUAAUGGACGUCGGAUGUUCUGUCGCAACGCCCACCUCCCUUUUUUUAUCAUCUGCGUUGCUUUCCUCCGUCACCAGCAACUACUGCUCGAAACGGGUUUCAAUCCUUCCUGUCAAUGGUUGGAACUCUUUGGCUGUUCGAUGGGUUGCUCCAUUGAACCCCAGUUGCAAAGUAUCCAUGUCGACAAGCAUCAAAACUUCUGGAACGGAGAUAAGGCAGAGUUACUCAGAAGAGUUUCAUGACUCCGGAGAAUUCAGCAUUAUGGGUUUGUCACCUUUAGAUGGACGCUAUGCGCAAAAGACCAAGAAUUUGCGGCCCUUCUUUAGCGAGUAUGGGCUGAUUCGUUACCGAGUUAUGAUUGAGAUCAAGUGGCUCUUAAAACUUUCUGAAAUUCCUGAGAUUAAAGAGGUUUCAGAAUUAGGUGAGGAUGCCCGGUCUUUCUUGAAAGUAAUAGUUGAUAAUUUCUCCAUAGAAGAUGCCUUGGAAGUGAAAAAAAUUGAGGAGAAGACUAACCAUGAUGUUAAGGCUAUAGAGUAUUUUUUGAAACAAAAAUGUAGAUCCUGCUCAGAGCUUGCCGAGGUACUGGAAUUUUUUCAUUUUGGAUGCACUUCUGAGGAUAUCAACAACUUGGCUUAUGCGGUUUCACUGAAAGAGGCACUUAAUAAUGUCAUCCUUCCUGUGAUGAUUGAGCUCUGUAAAACAAUAUCUAACUUGGCUAAGGAGAAUGCUAACAUCCCAAUGUUGUCUCGUACUCAUGGGCAGCCAGCUUCACCAACAACAUUGGGAAAGGAAAUGGCAAACUUUGCAGUUAGAUUAGGCAAUCAAGGAAAAAUAUUUUCUGGAGUUCGUAUACUAGGAAAGUUCGCUGGAGCUGUUGGAAAUUACAAUGCCCAUAAAGUUGCAUAUCCCAACAUUAACUGGCCAAGAAUAGCGGAAGAGUUUGUAACUUCAUUGGGCAUCGGUUUCAACCCUUAUGUGACACAGAUUGAGCCUCAUGACUACAUUGCAAAUUUGUUUAAUGCUGUUAUCCAGUUCAACAACAUCUUAAUUGAUUUUGAUAGAGAUAUUUGGAGCUAUAUAUCAUUAGGUUAUUUCAAGCAGAUAACCAAGCCUGGGGAGGUCGGUUCUUCCACCAUGCCUCACAAGGUUAACCCUAUUGAUUUUGAAAACAGUGAGGGCAAUUUGUGCUUGGCAAAUGCUGUCUUAUCUGCUCUUGCCAUGAAAUUACCCAUUUCACGCAUGCAGAGGGACCUAACUGAUUCCACUGUUUUGAGAAAUAUGGGGGUUGGUUUAGGCCAUUCUCUCCUGGCUUAUUCAAGUACUUCACGGGGGAUUGGGAAACUUCAGGUUAAUAAAUCUCGCCUUAAUGAAGACUUGGAGCUCACAUGGGAAGUUCUUGCUGAACCAAUACAAACAGUAAUGCGAAGAUACGGUGUCCCUGAACCAUAUGAGAAACUUAAGGAUUUCACUAGAGGAAGGGCCAUCACCAAGGAUAGUAUUAGAGAUUUCAUAAAGAAUUUGGAGUUGCCUGAUAAGGCAAAAUCAGAGCUGUUAGAGCUUACUCCUCACUUGUACGUAGGAGAAGCAGAAAAAUUGGCAAAAGAUGUGGAUCAUGCGAUUGAUUUGAUUAGUGGAUUCAGAUUACAGUAGACUGACAGUUUUUUAUUGAUUCUAUUUUGAAUGGAUCCCAGAAAUAAAUUGGUGGGAAAGUUGGGAAUAAUUGUAAUAAUAAAAGUUUGGCAUUUAUUUUUAAAUAAAAGAUGCUUCAAUGAAAUAUUUUAGUCUCCGAUUCAUCGAACGCAAAUAUGAUGACAUGAGCACUAGAAA
This is a messenger RNA of Dendrobium catenatum, 2036 nucleotides long. RefSeq names its product adenylosuccinate lyase. NCBI's taxonomy places the organism in Eukaryota, Viridiplantae, Streptophyta, Magnoliopsida, Asparagales, Orchidaceae. The record is from RefSeq and is a predicted model, not a curated record. Bases 213 to 1859 code for a protein of 548 amino acids. The transcript is spliced from 10 exons. Gene Ontology annotation, molecular function: N6-(1,2-dicarboxyethyl)AMP AMP-lyase (fumarate-forming) activity. Gene Ontology annotation, biological process: IMP biosynthetic process.